AUGUCAGCAAAAGCUCAUCCAGCUGGAUGUCCUUUCUUGCCAAUUGUGCAGAAAGCUCACCUAGCUGGACUAGCUUUCCUGAGAACUGUGUGGAAAGCUUGCUCAGCUGGACGAGCUUUCCUGCCAACUGUGCAGAAAUCGCACUCAGUUGGGUUUAUCUACACUCUCCUUGGCCUUGGUGUUACCCUGUGUUUGAUCACAUAUUCGGGGCACGUUGCUGGCUGUUGCCUAUAUCUUUACAUGACAUUAUUGUUUUUGCUUCUUAUGCUGGAGGCUGGAGUCACCACUGAUGUGUUUUUCAAUCAAGACUGGGAGGAGGACUUUCCAGUGGAACCAACUGAAAGUUUUAACAAGUUCGAAGAUUUUGUCCGGUCGAACUUCGAAUUUUGCAAGUGGAUAGGCUUGUCUGUUGUGUUCAUACAGGUAUGGGGAUUAUGUGUGGUAUCGGCAGUGCUACUUGAAGCUGUUGGACCAUAUCAAAAUUAUGAAAGUGACGAUAAUAUUGAUCCUGAGAGCAUGCCAUUACUAAAAAAUGAUGUUCACCCAACUUAUGUUGUUGGCAGGCCUGUUUCUGGAUCCAAAAGUAUUGCCUGA
Molecule: messenger RNA, 594 nt
Organism: Gossypium raimondii (Peruvian cotton)
Lineage: Eukaryota; Viridiplantae; Streptophyta; Magnoliopsida; Malvales; Malvaceae
Product: tetraspanin-19
Source: RefSeq, a predicted model, not a curated record